Daphnia magna is the source of this 3292-nucleotide messenger RNA. RefSeq lists its product as uncharacterized. Bases 2324 to 3070 code for a protein of 248 amino acids. Gene Ontology annotation, molecular function: DNA binding. Gene Ontology annotation, cellular component: nucleus. The transcript has 4 exons. The record is from RefSeq and is a predicted model, not a curated record. NCBI's taxonomy places the organism in Eukaryota, Metazoa, Arthropoda, Branchiopoda, Diplostraca, Daphniidae.
AAGUAAACGAAUGUUUCUUACAUUGAGUUGGACAGGUGGCCAUUUUAGGUAAUUUUGAAGGGGUAGCAAAAAAGAGGUAGCCAGUGUCGCCAACUAUAGGUAGCCGGUGUCACCCUCUAUAGGUAGCCGGUGUCGGAUAGCCAGUGUCGGGGUAGCCAGUGUCGGCCUUAUGGGUAGCCAGUGUCGGGUAGCCAGUGUCGGGGUAGCCAGUGUCGACCCCCCAGGUAGCUAGUGUCGAAGGUAGCAGGUGUCGAUUCCCCAAAAAUCAUGGAUUAUCCAAAACAACAUUGGCUAGAUAUGCAAAACUACAUCAAGGAUGUGGAUUCAUUUUACCUUUACAAGUCAAUUGUCCUCAGUUUCAUCUCCAGAUCCUGUCAUCAGAAAUGGAACGUGAGCUAUCCGAAUACUUGUUAAAGGAUCUGCCGGCCAGCCCUGGAAGUCGUCUUCAAAAGAAAAUUGGAAAAAGCCCACCUAAUCAAUUCCCAUACAGAGAAGCUGUGGGGAGUUUAUUGUAUUUAGGACUAGCCUCUCGGCCUGACAUAUCCUUUGCUGUUGGGCAGGUCGCCCAGUUCUGUGAAGACCCAGGAGCUGAUAAUUGGUCAGCAGUCCGUCGCAUCCUUGCCUACCUUAAAGGGACGAUGAACCACGGAAUCUGCUAUGGUUCAACAAAAAAUGGGCUUAUAGGAUACUGUGACUCUGACUAUGCUGGCGAUCCAGAUUCUCGGAGAUCUACUUCAGGAUUCCUCUUCCUUCUCAACGGUGGACCAGUUGCCUGGAGCAGCCGCAGGCAGUCGUGUGUUGCUUUGUCAACAACUGAGGCCGAAUUUGUCGCUGCGUCCGAAGCAACAAGAGAAGGCAUAUGGCUUGGGCGACUUAUGAAAGACAUCAUACCUAGACGAAAAGGCCCAAUCGGCAUAAUGUGCGACAACAAGUCCGCCAUUGAUCUCAUCAAGAACCCGGUACAUCAUCAAAGAAGCAAACAUAUAGAUGUUCGCUUUUACUUCAUUCGUGAACGACAGGAAGCUGGGGAGAUCGACGUUCGGCAAAUCUCCACUACAUACCAAUUGGAAGACCCUCUCACUAAACCUUUAGCAAACCCUCGUUUCUCCUCCCUGAGAGAGUCAACCGGUAUUCUGCCCGUUCCAACUGACUUAAUCUAAUUUUCUUUUCUUUGAAUACAGAGGGAGUCCAAUAUACUGCCUUGUAUUUCCCCCUCUCAUCAAGUUUUCAUGUUUGAGAGGGAGUGUUGAUUUAUCCAAACAUGUUACACUGUUCUGGCAACAGAUGGCGACAGGCGGCGGACGGGGCAACCUGUAUGGUGCCAAGUAUGCGACCUUCAGAAUAGCAGGCAGAUGCUUUACUACUAAGCCAUAAUUCAUUCUGUUCGUGUUCUGUCAUCCUGGCUAUACUGUCACGUUCGCUUAAGUCUGUCAAGACUUAUUUUCUUCCUGUGUUUCUCAGACUGUUCAGUCUUCAUCCACGUUCAACAUUCAGUUUCUUCUGUAUUCACUUAUACUAUCAAUGACUCAAGCUCAAACUUUCAACCAGAAUCCAGCAACGAUGGUGAGGCUGGUGCAUCAUCAAAUUUGCCAGUUACCAAUAUCGAUUUAACUGGAAAUAAGGAUUCACGCGAUUCUGAUUCGAGCUCCAAUGAUGAUUCAACUUAGGGGAGGGUGGGGUUAUUUGGACCGGUUUUGGUUUUUCUCGUGUAGGGCCUUUCCUAAUCAUCUGAUUUGUAAAAUAAAUGUUUAUUGUAUUUUUAUCACUUUUUGUUUGUUUGUUUUUAGGUUUUUUGGUAUGUUUAAAAAAAAUUCUUAUCUAAAACAAUAUGUUCCAUGUCACGGACAAGGAAAUCAGAAUGGGGCGGUACUUAGUAGUAUCGAUCAUUAAAAAUAUAGAUUAAGAAUCCUUGUUCCGCCUCAGUAGCAGAUGACGUUAUGGCAUAGACCCUAAGUGAUUUCAAAAGUCAUGAACGAGCCGAACGAACAAUCUCGAUCUGUUUCUGAAGAAGAAAUAUAUUUUGUCACACUAAAUAGAUACAGAGGAAACAUUUAAUUAAAUUGGUUAAAAUAUUGAUUGUUUAAAUAUCUGUUUUAAGAUAAAAGCUGGGUUGAUGAUGUGCAAGUAAUUGCAGGCUAACGACGUAAAUGCAAUAUGAAAAAUAUUUGAACAUUUAUUUUGUAUUGCAGGUUCUUACUGUAUAUUUUGGUAUUUUGAUGAAACAAGGGGUAGAUUUUUAGCAGUGAAACAGCAGAGUUCUUCUUGUGUGAAGUUAUGGGGGAUCAUAAUUCAGUGAACACUGACUCUACUCGUGAAUGUUAAAAUGCCUCGAACAUACAAAAGAGUUGGAUUGGUUCCUCCACCAUCUAACGAGAACCUUAAAAAAGCACUGGAUGACAUUCUCUCUGGCAAAUUUAGCAUUAACCAGACGGCCAAAAAUCAUGGAUUAUCCAAAACAACAUUGGCUAGAUAUGCAAAACUACAUCAAGGAUGUGGAUUCAUUUUACCUUUACAAGUCAAACGUCCUCAGUUUCAUCUCCAGAUCCUGUCAUCAGAAAUGGAACGCGAGCUAUCCGAAUACUUGCUCACUUGUUCGCUAUUCAACCAUGGAUUAACUACUAUCGAUACCAGAAAAAUUGCAUUUUCGUUUGCUGUUGCAAAUUCAUUGAAAACUCUAGCCAAUUGGCACAUCAAUGGAAUGGCAUCAAAGGACUGGUUAUCUGGUUUUACGAAGCGAAACCAACAUAUAUCCAUCAGGAAACCAGAAUCAACGAGCCAAGCAAGAGCAUGUGGUUUCAACAAACCAGUUGUUUCAGGCUUUUAUGAUCAAUUAUUUAAUGUGCAGGACAAAUACCAAUUUUCUGCAGAUCGAGUAUUUAAUUGCGACGAGACUAGCGAUACAACUGUCAUGGAUUCACCAAACGUGAUUGCACAAAAAGGAGCAAAACAGGUUCAACAGACAGUAUCCGCUGAACGUGGUGAGAAUGUGACGAUGUUAGCUUUCAUAAGUGCAGAAGGUAAAUCCAUACCUCCUGUGUUUAUCUUUCCCAGGAAAAAGUUAAAACCAUAAAUGCUCAAUUGUGGACCCGUUGGAUGCUUGGGUUUAUGUCAUCAAUCUGUUUUUUUUUCCUGAUAAAUCAUUUACUAUUUCAUCAAUUUAUCAAUUUCAUUUUCAUUAAUUAUGUAGGUUAGAUGACUGGAGAAAAUGUUUUUAAAUCUUUGCAGCAUUUCAAAAUGCAUGUAAAUUGCUCGAAGGAGAAACCUGUAUUACUAUUAAUGGAUAACCAUGCAA